UCCAAGGUGUCAGAAAGUAAAAGUCCUGCCAGGUGUUUCUUCUGCCCAUCAACUCAAUCAGCUGAUUUCACUCAUUAGUUCUGCCUCCUGGCUGGAGAAUUGUGCUAAUUAGUAGAUCCAGGUGAUUUGGACAAAAUAUUGGGAGGACGUUUACUUUCUGAACCUGGAAUUUUCUCCCCUUGUCAGUGCAGAAAUUCAGCAGGGUCAAAGGUCACCGAGUACAGGCUCCAGGGGGCAGUGCUCUCAGGUGCAGUUCUGCAGGCGGCCAUUUUGUCCUCUCCCUGAGUGUGCGUGUGCGUGUGUGUAAAAUGCCACACGUCUUCAUUUCAGAAAAUGAAGGGAGGUCAGCGCACGGUGUGACAGGUGACUCCUCCCCCAUCCCCAAAAUCAUCACCACGCCCAAUCAGGAGCCUGAUGACAGCCUGAGGGAGAGGGACUCUGAGCCCCCACACAGCGCCCCUGUACAGGAGACGCCCCAGACCAAGCCCACCCACAGCGUGGCCCCCCAGGCCCGAGACACCAGCCAGUCCAACGCCUCAGACAGCCUGCUGGACCUAUGGGAGACAGGCGCCACCCCUGGCCCCGCCCCCUCCCAGCUGGUGGACCUGACGGGCGACGCCCCUGAGCCCUGCGGCCCCCCCCUCCUCAGCUUCGACGAGCCCACCCCCGCUGGCACCGUGGAGAUGAGCUCCCAGCAUGCACUGCAGCAGGAGCCCGGGAGUCAGGAGGAGAGCCAGCUGCUCAUGACCAACGGAGAGGCGUUUCUGAAGGAGGGCACGCAGGCAAGUGAGGGCUACUUCAGCCAAUCACAGGAAGAGGAGUUCGCCCAAUCAGAAGACUGCUCUGCUAAAGUGAACCCAUCACCAGUGUUUUACAGCAAGCCCCCAGAGAUCGACAUCACCUGCUGGGACACGGACCCGGUGAUGGAGGACGAGGACUGAGGGCUCGGCUCCUCUUUACACUAAUAAUGUCAUAAUAAUUCUUGCAUUUAAAAGUAAAAAUAAAAGAGAGGUUAGCCACUGAGAGGAAUCGGGUUAUUGUUAAAGAUGCAGACAUAUGAAAGAGUUUUAGGGGUUUUAUUUUUCGGUUUUGACUAUGCAGAGAGUUUGAGGCUGAAGCCCUUCAUAGACAAUGUUGUUAUAAUGCUUCAUAGAGCAGUCAGAUGCUUCCUGUACCUCCCUUAAUAGACAAUGUCCUGCUAUAAUGCUUCAUAGAGCAUUCUAUACCCCCCUUCAUAGACCAUGUUCAGACAUAGGCUUCCUGUAUUGCCUGUCAUACACAAUGUUCUGUUAUAAUGCUUCAUAGAGCAGACAUAGCCUUCUUGUACCACUCGUCAUAGACAAUGUUGUCAUAAUGCUUCAUAGUACCCCAAAGGUACACAGUACAGUCAUUUUGUUUGGUUUGAAUAGAUCAGAUCUUUUUCUGCGAUGUACAGCUAUUCCAGGAUGCCAUGCUCCACAGAGGCGUCUUUCAUAGCUCCAGCCAGCCAAUCCCCUGUGGCCGACACAUCCCUCCUCUAUUCUUAGUGAAGGGACACGUAUGAAGGGGUUCCUGGUGUACUUUUGCCUUUGAUGUAGAGUUUGGCUUGAAGCCUUAAACCCUACUGCUGUUCAACAAA
Messenger RNA from Conger conger (European conger), 1618 nucleotides. RefSeq names its product drebrin 1 (gene dbn1). The record is from RefSeq and is a predicted model, not a curated record. Bases 309 to 941 code for a protein of 210 amino acids. NCBI's taxonomy places the organism in Eukaryota, Metazoa, Chordata, Actinopteri, Anguilliformes, Congridae. The transcript is spliced from 4 exons.